Triplophysa dalaica is the source of this 1459-nucleotide messenger RNA. Its product is annotated as 60 kDa lysophospholipase-like. Gene Ontology annotation, biological process: regulation of gene expression. Bases 645 to 1289 code for a protein of 214 amino acids. Gene Ontology annotation, molecular function: protein binding. The transcript has 7 exons. Gene Ontology annotation, cellular component: nucleus. The record is from RefSeq and is a predicted model, not a curated record. Lineage: Eukaryota; Metazoa; Chordata; Actinopteri; Cypriniformes; Nemacheilidae.
AGUCGCAUCAAUAAGCGCUGCGUUAUAAACAAUGAGUUUAGAUUGAUUUAUCUCUGUUUAUUUCAUUCAAGACUUUAUGCAACGUUAAUGCGCUGUCCUUUAACCAGCUUUUGGUCGUGUUUGUCCCAGGUAUGUGUUAUAUUCAGAUUUGUCACGUUCAGAGUUGAGUAUUAGCAUUAACGCACGUGCUAUGUGCUCGCACGUGCUGACCUGUGUAACUGCGCCAUUUUAGAUGUGCGUUUUCUCUCUUAAUAUCUCACUUAUACAAAAUAUGUAAAAGAUGGUUACUUAAGUUUAUAAUUUCUCUGCAUUUAUGUGAUUUGAUGAGAACAGAGAAAGUGAUUUUAUAUUUUAUUUCUUUAAUGUAUGUUUUAUCCACUAUAUGUUAUGUAUAUUCAGCAGAGUUUCACAUCUCUCGCUGUUGACUUUAUGCAACGUUGAUGCGCUGUCCUUUAACCAGCUUUUGGUCGUGUUUGUCCCAGAUUCCAAUAAAGAGAUCUUGAGUGACCAUCCACCUGCUCUCAGUGUGAUUCCAUCCACGCAAAAGAAGACCGUCACAUUGGUGCCGUGACCCGGAUUUGGAGUGAGGUUUAGAGGGGUGAAUGUAACAGAGUCAAGCCGGUGAAGUGCUGAGCAAUUUUAUAAUGCAGACACCAGGUGCUUUAAAGAUAGACCUCCAUAAGAGUGUUGUGUUGUGUGAUGGACCACCCCUGCACAUGUUGGAGGAAGUGAUGCAACUCAACUGGCUUGAUAUCAGAAGCCAGCAGGGGAAGCAUAUAUUGAUUGAAAAAACCCUUCCCUCGUUUGCGUCUAAUGCUGUGAAGAACAAUGAUUUCAACUCUCUUCUAGUCCUCCUAGAACACGUGGAUGUCAAUUCAGGAGACUAUAAUGGACAUACACCUCUCCAUACAGCCAGUGAAUUGGGCAACUUGGACAUGGCAAUGUUCCUGCUGGGAAAAGGGGCUUCACCUGAAUUCACCAACAGCUUUGGACAACGGCCAUUCCACUUGGCUAUUAAGAACAGGCAUUUUAGAGUUAUCAAGCUUCUGCGGUUGAGAGGGUUCACUGUGAAACUACACCCAGUGAGAAUUGCCAUUGAAAUGAUCCAAACAGUACGAAAGAGAGAUCAUGCGCUACUUCAUGCCUGGUUUCUGUCAGGGGUGGACAUGGACACCACUGACUACAAUGGGUGGACAGCAAUGGAGGCGGCUGUUCAUUUGGGGGACAAAACCAUGAUCACCAAGCUAGUGCACUACAGAACCACGCCACUGUCCUCUGUGCCCGUGUAAAGGAGGAGAAGAGUCUCGCUUUAAUCUUUCCCCUUCUGCAGACUCUCUGCCCUGUACUGUAUAUAAACAUGUAAAUAGUUCUGUUCUGUUCUUUUUUCUUUUGUGUUCUUUUGUCAAUAAGAUUUGUGUUUUAUCAGCGUUAUAAAUGUGUUUUAAUAAACUAACAUUGA